Molecule: messenger RNA, 3639 nt
Organism: Penicillium argentinense
Lineage: Eukaryota; Fungi; Ascomycota; Eurotiomycetes; Eurotiales; Aspergillaceae
Product: condensin subunit YCS4
Exons: 5
Coding region: 1-3639 (1212 amino acids)
Biological process (GO): mitotic cell cycle; mitotic chromosome condensation; meiotic chromosome condensation
Cellular component (GO): condensed chromosome, centromeric region; nucleus
Molecular function (GO): histone binding
Source: RefSeq, a predicted model, not a curated record
AUGGAGGACAGAAUACAGUUUGACAUCAACGACUCGCUCAAGUAUUACUUGAGCGAUCCGACUUCCGUCCCCACUCCCGAUGUCGACCCCGAACUCCUCGACUGCGAAACAGACCCAGAACAGUUGUCGACCGCGCUGAUCGACAAUGUAUUGAAUCCGAUUGUGGACGGGGUGGCGGAAAACCCUGAAGGGCUGAACAGGUCGUCAUUUUUUGAUUCAUUGCAAUUCUUGUUAAAGUAUGGCCCAACCCUGACCCCAAUAAAGGCUUUACCCCGCCAUGAACCAGCUCUGAACUUCGUGAACUCCUGCAGAUACACACCCUUCCUCCCUCCGAAAUCCCUUAGCAAAGUUCUUGACCUGAUCGUAUCCGGUUUGUCAGUGGAGGCAGAUAUCAUCCAUGGCGAUCUCGAAUCCGACGAGCAGGAUGCGAUCCAGCAACACAAGCAACUACUGGAGAUGUACGGCUUCCUUUUGCAGUGGGCUCUGUCCGCUGUGGAAGUGAAGGCCGCAGAAAAGCCAGCCGAAGCGGCGCCUGCUCGACGAGGAGGCACCAAGUCGAAGUCAAAGUCGGCCAAGGAUGGCCACUGGGACUGGACGCCGCAGAUCCAAAUAUCCAUGGAAACCAUGUGCAAGGUGAUGAAGCUCAAGCUGGGACGCAUUUUCUUGACCACUUCGGACCGAGACACAUUCAUCAAUCUCUUUACGCGAACAAUUUAUCUCGUUUUGGAGAGCGAACAGCGGGUGAAAAGCAUGACUAUUCGCAUGCAUGCCUUCAAAGUUUUAUGCAUUGCGGUUAAGCACCAUGGCCAUGCCUUUGGUGCCCAAACAUCCAUUGUACAGAGCUUGACAUACUUCGAGCACCUUUCCGAACCCAUGGCUGAAUUCCUCCACAUCUUGGCCGAGCAAUACGACUACCCUCAGCUCUCCGAUGAAAUUUUGAAGGAACUUGGAAACAAAGAAUUCAACUCAAAUGAUACCCGCGGCCCGAAAUCGGUCUCCGCAUUUAUCAUCAAGCUGUCUGAACUUGCCCCCAGAUUGAUCAUUAAGCAAAUGACUCUUUUGGCCAAGCAGCUCGACAGUGAGGCCUACACGCUUCGGUGUGCAGUUAUUGAGGUUUGCGGAAACCUCAUCUCCGAUUUGAGCCGGCAGGAAGAGCGCAGCGAAAACUAUAAGACACAAAUCAAUGCCUUCUUCGACGUAUUAGAGGAGCGAUUCCUUGAUAUCAACCCUUACUGCCGCUGCCGUGCCAUCCAAGUGCUAAUGCGGAUCUGCGACUUGGAGCAGAAGUUCCCCAAGCGCCGACAGGCCGCGGCUGAGCUUGCCGCGAGAAGCCUCGAGGACAAAAGCAGCAAUGUACGACGCAACGCUAUCAAACUUCUGUCGAAACUCGUUGCCACUCAUCCGUUUAGCGUCAUGCACGGUGGACUGCUCUCAUACAAAGAAUGGAACGAGAGACUCGAUGGGGUUGAUAGUGAAUUGAAUGCUCUCCGUCCUCCUGAGACGCCUGGGUUUGAUGGCGAUCUGACACAAGUUGACCCCGAGCUACUGGACGAAGCGACUCAGCUGCCAGACGACUCACCCUCCAAGGCGCCUCGAAUGACCGAGGAGGAAAAGGCCACAGCCGUGAAGAAAGCUGCCGAGCAAGCCGCAACAUCUGAGUUGCUGACCCGAUUGCAGCUGACGAGGAAGUAUUACAAUGAGGCCAUUCGUUUCAUCGAGGUCCUCCAUUCGGGAUCUACCAUUGUGUCGCAGCUGCUCUCCUCUCGAAACAAGAGUGAAGUCAUCGAGGCCAUGGACUUCUUUGUCGUUCUCGAUGCGUACAAGGUCGAAACUGCCCGCACUGGUAUCCGUCGCAUGCUACGCCUGAUCUGGACCAAGGGAAACAGUGACGAGGGCAAGGGUGUCCAAUCGCAUUUGAUUGAUUGCUAUAAGGGCCUCUUCUUUGAUGCGCCAGACUCCUUCAGUCCUAACGACUCUGCGAACUACAUCGCCCGCAACAUGAUCAGUUUAACUUUUGGUUCCACCCCGGCAGAACUCACCUGCCUUGAGCAACUGUUAAGUACCAUGAUGAAGGCCGGUCAUGUCUCCGAGACAGUGGUCGCCAAACUGUGGCAGGUUUACAGUGUCCAGAAAAAGGAGAUUUCCAAAACGCAGCGUCGAGGUGCAAUCAUUGUUCUUGGCAUGCUCGCCUUGGCAGACCCCGAGGUGGUGAUCAAGGAAAUUGAAGCCAUGCUACGUAUUGGCCUUGGUGGACAUGGGAGGUCUGAUCUUGUUCUCGCCAAGUACACCUGCAUUGCCCUGCGACGUAUGGUCCCUGGACGACAAGCCAAAUCCAAAGAGAUCGGAAUCCCUAAGCUUGCCAAUGAUCACUCUGUCCUAACUAAACUUGCCGCCAUGCUGGAGAUUGUCUCUGAGAGCAAGGAGUGGUAUGGCGUUGCCGAACAAGCUAUUAGCGCUAUCUACACCCUUUCCAAACACCCCGAUGUCCUCUGUUCGGAUAUCCUUCGGCGAAAGACGCGUUUCGUCUUCCAGCCUCACCUGCAACGCCCUUCGUCUUCUCACACUUCCGCUAGUGUUGAAGAGCAGCGCCCUGGAACCGCAUCCAGUGAUGAGCAGGCCUCAAAGCCUAAGCCGUCUUCCGCGGCGCUCUCGCAACUUUUGUAUGUUGUUGGGCACAUCGCGAUCAAACAAAUUGUUCAUCUUGAAUUGUGUGAACUCGACUUCAAGCGUCGCAAGGCAGAACAAGAAAAGAACAAAGCGGCAGAGUCUGUUGCUCAGAAUAACGUGGACAACGCUGAGGAUGAUGAGCUUGACCUCAUCGGUGGUACUACCGAGGACGAUUUCACUGAUGCUAUGGCUCACAUCCGUGAGCGUGAGUUGCUUUACGGAGAGAACUCACUUCUUUCCAAGUUUGGCCCUCUUGUCGCUGAAAUCUGCGCUAACAACAAUGCGUAUCCGGAUCGUGACCUACAGGCAUCGGCCACCUUGUGCCUGGCCAAAUUGAUGUGUGUCUCUGCCGAAUACUGCGAGAAGAACCUACCACUUCUGAUCACCAUCAUGGAACGGUCCAAUGAUCCUAUCGUGCGCAGCAAUGCUGUCAUUGCUCUGGGUGAUAUGGCUGUUUCUUUCAAUCACUUGAUUGAUGAGAACACGGAUUUCUUGUAUCGUCGUCUCAAUGAUGACGAUGCUUCCGUGAAGCGUACCUGUCUUAUGACAUUGACUUUCCUCAUUUUGGCCGGUCAGGUCAAGGUUAAGGGUCAACUUGGUGAAAUGGCCAAGUGUCUCGAGGACGAUGAUAAGAAGAUUGCCGAUCUCGCUCGCAUGUUCUUCACCGAGCUGGCAACAAAGGAUAAUGCUGUCUACAAUCACUUUGUCGAUAUGUUCAGUCUUCUUAGUGCUGAGCGAAAUCUGGAGGAGGCUUCCCUGCGCCGCAUCGUCAAAUUCUUAAUUGGUUUCGUUGAGAAGGAGAAACAUGCUCGUCAAUUGGCCGACAAGCUGGCUGCUCGUCUGCCCCGCUGCGAGACAGAAAGACAGUGGAACGACGUCGCGUAUGCACUUUCACUGCUACCGCAUAAGAAUGAGGAAAUCACGAAGACUGUCACAGCUGGUUUCACCAAGGUUGUAAGCGCAGCUGCUUAA